UCCGCUCUCGGUGCCCAAACCGCCAGCAUGACUGACGCUCUGCUGCCCGCGGGCCCCCAGCCUCUGGAGAAGGAGAACGACGGCUACUUUCGGAAGGGUUGCAAUCCCCUUGCCCAAACUGGCCGGAGCAAACUGCAGAAUCAGAGGGCUGCCUUGAACCAGCAGAUCCUGAAAGCUGUGCGGAUGAGGACUGGAGCAGAAAACCUUCUAAAAGCAGCCACGAACCACAAGGUACGCGAGCAGGUUCGCCUGGAGCUGAGCUUUGUGAACUCAAACCUGCAGCUGCUCAAGGAAGAGCUGGAGGGGCUCAACAUCUCUGUGGGAGUCUAUCAGAGCACAGAGGAGACGUUUACCAUCCCACUGAUUCCUCUCGGCCUGAAGGAAACCAAGGAUGUCGACUUUUCCAUCGUUCUCAAGGAUUUUAUUUUGGAACAUUACGGUGAAGAUAGCUACCUGUAUGAAGAUGAAAUAGCAGAUCUUAUGGAUCUGAGACAAGCUUGUCGGACACCCAGCAGGGAUGAGGCCGGCGUUGAACUGCUGAUGAGUUAUUUCCUCCAGUUGGGCUUUGUUGAGAGCCGGUUCUUCCCACCCACCCGACAGAUGGGGAUCUUGUUUACCUGGUAUGACUCCCUCACUGGGGUCCCAGUCAGCCAGCAGAACUUGUUACUGGAAAAGGCCAGCAUUCUGUUUAACAUUGGAGCCCUCUACACACAGAUUGGGACCCGGUGCAAUCGGAAGACGCGAGCCGGGCUGGAGAGCGCAGUGGACGCGUUUCAGAGAGCUGCAGGGGUUUUAAACCACCUGAAAGAGACAUUUACUCACACACCGAGCUAUGACAUGAGCCCUGCCAUGCUCAAUGUGCUGGUCAGAAUGAUGCUUGCACAGGCCCAAGAGAGUGUGUUUGAGAAAAUCUGUCUUCCUGGGAUCCAGAACGAGUUCUUCAUGCUGGUGAAGGUGGCUCAGGAGGCUGCCAAGGUGGGAGAGGUCUAUCAGCAACUGCAUGCAGCCAUGAGCCAGGCGCCAGUGAAGGAGAACAUCCCCUACUCCUGGGCCAGCGUGGCCUGUGUGAAGGCCCACCACUACGGAGCCCUGGCCCACUACUUUGUAGCCACCCUCCUCAUCGACCACCAGCUGAAGCCUGGUACAGAUGAAGACCACCAGGAGAAGUGCCUGUCCCAGCUCUAUGACCACAUGCCAGAAGGAAUGACGCCCUUAGCCACCCUGAAAAAUGCUCACCAGCGCCGACAGCUUGGCAAGUCCCAUCUACGCAAAGCCAUUGCCCAUCACGAGGAGUCCGUGCGGGAGGUGAGCUUGUGCAAGAAGCUCCGCAACAUAGAACUGCUGCAGGAGGUGCUGGCGGUGGCACACCAGCGGUCCCAGCUCAAGUACACUCAGCAUCAGGAGGACGAUGACCUGCUGGACUUGAUCGAUGCUGCCGACAUUAUUGCGAAAACUGAGCAAGAGGUUGAAAUUAUACUGCCACAGUUCUCCAAGGUGACAGCAACAGACUUCUUCCAGAAACUGGGCCCUCUGUCUGUGUUUUCUGCUAACAAGAGAUGGACACCCCCUCGAAGCAUUCACUUCACUGCAGAAGAAGGGGACUUGGGGUUCACCUUGAGAGGAAACUCCCCGGUUCAAGUCCACUUCCUGGAUCCGUACUCCUCUGCCUCGCUGGCAGGAGCCAAGGAAGGGGAUUAUAUUGUUUCCAUUCAAACUGUGGAUUGUAAGUGGCUGACAGUGAGCGAGGUGAUGAAACUGCUGAGGAGCUUCGGUGAAGACGACAUUGAGAUGAAGGUUGUGAGCCUCCUGGACCCCACCUCAUCCAUGCAUAGUAAGUGUGCCACGUACUCUGUGGGAAUGCAGAAGACUUACUCCAUGAUCUGCCUGGCCAUAGGUGAUGACGAUGAUAAAACUGACAAAACCAAGAAAAUCUCAAAAAAGCUUUCUUUCUUGAGUUGGGGCACCAACAAGAACAGACAGAAGUCUGCCAGCACCUUGUGCCUGCCAUCGGUUGGGGUCGCCAGGCCGCAAGUCAAGAAGAAGCUCCCCUCCCCUUUCAGCCUUCUCAACAACGACAGUUCCUUGUACUAGUGCAAGGAAACAAAAACACUCAGGCCCGAAACAUUUCCAGUCCCGAUGAGGCCUUCACGUUUGUGCCAUGAUGGAAAAGUUCUAACCACUCUCAAAUGCUGUUUUCUCACACUAUAAACUUAUAGCGGGUAUCUUCAUGAAUGAAAGUAAUAAGAAACCUCUAGAAAUUUGUGGAUGUCAGCAUAUUGCUGCAAGUUAUUUAUUAUAUAAAGUAUUGUAAAUAGAAUAGGGAUGGAAACGUGGCUAUUGUUGACAGAUACAAUUAUGACUUUCAGUUACUCUCAGAAUUCAGUUGGGGUUACCUACAUUUGUCCUAUUUGUAAGUUUCCAGGCCUCGGUAAUGUAAUAAAUAGAUUAUUCCUUAACCCAGAAUCCAGGUGAGCCCGAAUUAAGGCAGGUCAAGGGACUAUAGUGAUGGAGUUCACUUAGUAUUACUAAAAAGUUCCAAAGAGCUGCUUUCUGAGGGGAAUUCAUUAACCCAAAAUGAAUUUCUAAGAUUUUACUGUUAUUGUUACAUCGUAUGAAUGUUAUUUCCAGAUAGAAUAGAGUCACGUGUAUCAUGACUUAUUAGCUAAAGCAAUUUCAGAGUAGCUUUUCUUCUAGUUACAUGUCAUUUAAAAGUUGCUAACAGUGGCAAGUGUUAAAUGAAGAUGUAUCUACAAGGUAGAUAAUAUACUGUUUGAUACUCAAAACAUUUUUCAUUUUGUUUAAAGUAGAAAGUACAUAAUUGUAUAUUUUAAGAAUCUUUAAAGUGAGUUGAAUUUUAUAAGGUAACGAUGUAAAUAAUUCAAGUUUAAAGCUCUGACUUUUUAAAAUGACAUUCUUACUAAUUGACUUCUCGUGCUCAUUUGGAUGAUACUGUGACUCAAAUAAGAUUCACUGUUGACAUAGUACAAGUUAUAUAGCUUAAAAAUAUAGCGUUGAGAUCUACCUUUGAGAGUUAACAAGAAUCUAAAAUAUUCUCUAGUGUGCAAUACCAAAAGGAAAAAAAUGCCACUGGGAAAGUGUAUCUGCUGCUCUUAGGGCCAUUUUUGUAUAAAUAUUUAAAUAAACACAUCCA
Artibeus jamaicensis (Jamaican fruit-eating bat) is the source of this 3151-nucleotide messenger RNA. RefSeq names its product rhophilin Rho GTPase binding protein 2 (gene RHPN2). The coding region runs from base 28 to 2091 and encodes 687 amino acids. Gene Ontology annotation, biological process: signal transduction; negative regulation of stress fiber assembly. Lineage: Eukaryota; Metazoa; Chordata; Mammalia; Chiroptera; Phyllostomidae. Gene Ontology annotation, molecular function: protein binding. The record is from RefSeq and is a predicted model, not a curated record. The transcript is spliced from 15 exons.